GCAGUCGCGUAGAAUCUCGAUUUGUCCUUCGGGAGCAAGACCAAAUCCAUCGUCGCGGGAUGUAGUAGCUGCAGCAAAAGCAAGCCUUGCGCAAAGAUGCCGCGGGAAUGUGAAUGGAUGGCCUCGCAGCAGAGGCACAAAUUUCUCCCGCAGAAAGUUGGAGUGGGCCAGGCUUGUCCCAUCCCGUCUAGCCACAAUGAAUUACCCCGGUGUCGUAAACAGACUCCACAGCUAUGCCAGACGCUGUCCUCCGACUCACCCAACCAACGCUCCAUGCGUGCCGUUCCUGUGGUCCGAUAUCGAUUCGGAUCCGUCAAGCAAGCAAGCAAGCAAGCAAUUAGCAAGCAAGGGAACAAGCAAGCAGUGAAGUGGUUCAAACAAAGGACAGGGGAGGAGGUGUGCUGGUUUGCUGAUGCGUGCAGCAGGGCUGCAUCAGUCAUACACCCACGCUGCGAGAGGGCCAGCCUUGUCUCUCCUUUCUGCUCCACCUGAGACAUGGCUCUAGCUGACCAGGCUCUGCAUGGGUCUCACGUGGAAUUUGCGCGGAGAUGCGUGCAUGCCAUGCAUGGGGCGUCGACUCGACAAAGCCCCACGAUUUGAGUCCUAGCUGACUUCGAGAAUGCGGAUGCUCUGCAUCAUGUGUCACAAACUCACAAACGACUUUGUCUCACAUCUCACAUCAAGGUCCGAGGUGCCGGCAUACGCG
Molecule: messenger RNA, 706 nt
Organism: Ceraceosorus guamensis
Lineage: Eukaryota; Fungi; Basidiomycota; Exobasidiomycetes; Ceraceosorales; Ceraceosoraceae
Exons: 1
Coding region: 97-492 (131 amino acids)
Source: RefSeq, a predicted model, not a curated record